Musa acuminata AAA Group (dessert banana) is the source of this 3156-nucleotide messenger RNA. RefSeq lists its product as uncharacterized. Gene Ontology annotation, biological process: nuclear-transcribed mRNA poly(A) tail shortening; regulation of DNA-templated transcription. The transcript is spliced from 16 exons. The record is from RefSeq and is a predicted model, not a curated record. The coding region runs from base 172 to 2892 and encodes 906 amino acids. Lineage: Eukaryota; Viridiplantae; Streptophyta; Magnoliopsida; Zingiberales; Musaceae. Gene Ontology annotation, cellular component: P-body; CCR4-NOT core complex; nucleus.
AUAACACCCGACGUAGGUUCAUUUUAUUGUCGAGGCUGUGAGGUGCCAUCCGAUUUGCCGAUUCCACCAUAUUGUUCGUUUCCGAAACCUAGAAAGGGGUAAACCCUAAAUCCGCCGAGCCCUUUGGAUGCGAGAACUCCGCGAGUCGCCGCUCUCUGUCGGGGUAUCACCAUGGGCGCCAGUCGGAAGCUGCAGGGUGAGAUUGAUCGAGUGCUGAAGAAGGUCCAGGAAGGCGUCGACGUCUUCGAUAGCAUAUGGAACAAGGUUUACGACACGGAGAACGCGAACCAGAAGGAGAAAUUCGAGGCGGAUCUCAAGAAGGAGAUUAAGAAGUUGCAGCGGUAUCGCGAUCAAAUCAAGACAUGGAUACAGUCUAGCGACAUCAAGGAUAAGAAGGUUAGUGCCUCUUAUGAGCAGGCUCUUAUGGAUGCUCGCAAGCUCAUUGAACGUGAAAUGGAAAGAUUUAAGGUUUGUGAGAAGGAGACAAAAACAAAAGCCUUCUCCAAGGAAGGAUUAGGUCAGCAACCUAAGACAGAUCCAAAAGAGAAGGCCAAAUCGGAAACAAGGGACUGGUUGAACAAUGUGGUUGGGGAUUUGGAGAGUCAGAUUGACAAUUUUGAAGCUGAGGUUGAAGGGCUUUCUGUAAAGAAAGGGAAAACAAGACCACCUCGGCUGACGCAUUUGGAAACAUCUAUUGCGAGGCACAAAGCUCACAUUUUGAAAUUGGAGUUGAUUUUAAGAUUAUUGGAUAAUGAUGAAUUGAGUCCUGAACAGGUUAAUGAUGUUAAAGAUUUUCUAGAAGAUUAUGUUGAACGGAAUCAGGACGAUUUUGAUGAAUUUGGUGAUGUUGAUGAGCUUUACAGCUCUCUGCCACUAGAAAAGGUGGAAGCCCUAGAAGAUCUUGUUUCACUUGGUCCUUCCAGUCUUGCUAAGCAGGGCGUUGCUUCUGUUUCAACUGCUAGUGCACUUUUAGGCUUGAAGAAUGCUGUAGCCAGUUCGGCUGCUCAGUUAUCUUUAACACAGAUCAUAUCUCAGGACCAAGGUGAUGAUGCAGCUUCUCCGGAAAGUAACGCUGAUGUUGCACCAAAAACCCCACCUUCAAAAAGUGGAGCUAUGGUGACUGUGGUAUCAACAGUUCCUCCUGGUAUAAGUUCUGGGAUAUCAGUGGGGACCAGUUCAUCUGCAACUGCUAAUGUUCCUGUGCGUCCAUCAGUUGCUGGACCAACAGUUGCAGCUAUACUUUCUGUGCCACCAAAUGUUCGAGGCGUUAUAGAGAACUCAUCUGCUGCUGUUUCUUCUCCUCCUAAUUCAUCCAGCUCACUUAAGGAGGAUGAUAAUAUGACCUUCCCUGUGCGUAGAUCUUCACCAGCCAUCCCUGAAAUUGGAAUAGCGAAAGGCAUUAGCCGAGGGAUCUCUAAUCAACCAUCAAUUAGUACUUCGAUGACUUUCAGUUCAGCUGGUGGAAUCACUGGAAAUGUUUCUCUUGGUUCUGUUCCUCCAUUAUCUGAUUUGUCUAAGCGAAAUGUGUUAAAUGUUGAUGAGAGAAUUGGGAGUAGUGGGCUUGCACAGCCUCUGUUGUCGUUUCCUCUGGAUAACAGAAUUCUCUUGCAGUCGUUGCCAAGGACCAAUGAUGGAGCUGGUUCAAAUGAUUCUAGUAAUGUUGGAGAGGGUUCUACUGCUGGAGGAAGAGUCUUUUCACCUUCAGUUGUCUCUGGGAUUCAAUGGAGACCUCAAAGUGCAACUUCUUUUCAGAAUGCAAGUGAGAAUGGCCAAUUUCGUGGGCGUCCUGAGAUAGCUCCUGACCAGAGGGAGAAAUUUCUGCAACGGCUCCAACAAGUGCAGCAACAAGGGCAUAGUAAUCUACUUAGCGGGCCACAUCUCUCUGGUGCUAGUCACAAGCAGUUUACCACACAACAGCAGAAUUCACUUUUACAACAGUUUAGUCCUCAAAGCACUUCUGUUUCACCCCAUGUUGGCCUAGGGCUUGGAGUUCAGGGAGCAGGGCUUGUGUCUGUUAGUUCGGCUGCACAACAGCAACCAACUCCUGUUCUUCAACCGUCCUCCCAACAUCCCUUGGUUUCAACUGUAACAAAAGAUGGAGAUUCUGUACAUGACAAUCCGGAAGACCAGCAGCAACAUAAUAUAUCUGAAGAUCUGAUUGCAGAUCCUGCCUCAAGUCCUAGUGUCAACAAGAUGAUGAGUGAUGAUGAUUUGAAGACAUCAUAUGUGGGAACAAGCACUGUGGCAGUGUCAGAAGUGAAUCAAUUAUCUAGGGAUACUGAUCUUCCACCUGGUCAGCCAUUGCAACCCGGUCAAUCUUCUGCUAGCCUUGGUGUGAUUGGUAGAAGAAGUGGGUCAGAACUUGGUGCCAUUGGUGACAACAUUAGUGGUGUAGCUGGGAAUUCUGGUGGAAUGCACGAUCAGAUCUACAAUCUACAGAUGCUUGAAGCUGCAUACUACAAACUUCCACAGCCCAGGGACUCAGAACGUGCAAAGAACUAUGUUCCGAGGCAUCCUGUAGUGACUCCAUCUAGUUAUCCUCAAACUCAGGCACCCAUAGUUGAUAAUCCUGCCUUUUGGGAACGACUUGGUCUGGAUCCAUUGGGCACUGAUGCCUUGUUUUUUGCGUUUUACUACCAACAGAGCACUUAUCAGCAGUACUUAGCUGCCAGAGAAUUGAAAAGGCAGUCAUGGAGAUUUCACAAGAAAUUUAAUACAUGGUUUCAACGGCAUGAGGAGCCAAAAGUCACUAAUGAUAACUUUGAGAGAGGAAAUUAUGUAUACUUUGAUUUUCAUAUUGCAAACGAUGGUUCUCAGCAUGGAUGGUGCCAGAGGAUUAAAACUGAUUUCACCUUUGAAUAUGAUUUCCUCGAGGAUGAACUUGUGGUAUAAAAUUGCUGAAUCACAUCUUAUUGAUCAACAAAUUUCAAGUUUUGGUAUGUUAUAAUAUGUGCCUGUUCUGUGUUAAAGUAAAGAACAUAUUUGUGAAUCCCAAUGGAAUGAUUGUAUCUUUUCAGUUUAGUUUAGAAUUAAAUCUACAACUUUAAUUUCAUUUGAGAUUCCUUUGCUACUUGUCAGUCACCUUUAGAAAAGAUCGAGACUGCUUGGUCGUCUGUGAUACAAUGAUGUGAUUAUAUGAAGCAUUGAUUUAUUUUA